Messenger RNA from Parascedosporium putredinis, 738 nucleotides. The record is from the annotation of a GenBank genome assembly. Lineage: Eukaryota; Fungi; Ascomycota; Sordariomycetes; Microascales; Microascaceae.
AUGAUGGAUCCCAUGGAGCUGGACGACUCCGAUUUUUACGGCGAUGAAGCCACGGUCGCCGGCUUGAAUCAAAGGGUGGAAGAUUUCGACGUUGAUGAAUGGUGCAAGGACCGAGCAUUAGUCCCGCUUCUCCCAACGGCGCGUUUACCACCUGCGACUACUGACGCCACGUUCGAAGUACCUUGGAUUUACAUUUGCAACCCUUAUAUUCCCCGAAAACCAAAAGCCCUAGCGCAAAACCAGAAGAGUAGAGGCAACGAAGAUGAGGGACCCGAGGAGCAUGGCAGCGACCUUUCGGUGGCCACUAGUGGAGGCAUGGAAAGGCUUCACCUCUUGACUAGUUUUAUCCAAGGUGCCCUCGCCGUGGGAGGCAACGUUCCUGCAGUCCUGAAGGACAUCGAGAACGAAAAGAUGGGUGCCAUGCAGGACAUUCUCAACCUGGCGCACGCCUGCAAAGUGAGAUGCGGCAAGUGGAUGAUCUUCUGCGACGCCUUGGCCGUAAACGAGGUAUGGGAGAUUAUUGCGAGAGCCACCGCGAACAACGAACUAGGGAUAGCCGCCAAGGUCGCGCCACGACCCGGCGUGGAGCUUCGACAGAGGGAGCGGCUCAUUUGCGUCUACACGUCGGACUUCAGAGAUCGCCGGGACGUUGGGAGAGUCCUUCGGCGGUUAAGGGAGCUGGGGUUUGUCAGCCCAUCUUCCAAGGAGAAAACCCUUUAUUAUAAACCCGGUUCGUAA